Molecule: messenger RNA, 1598 nt
Organism: Menidia menidia (Atlantic silverside)
Lineage: Eukaryota; Metazoa; Chordata; Actinopteri; Atheriniformes; Atherinopsidae
Source: the annotation of a GenBank genome assembly
CAAUAUUUUAAGCAUUCCCCCCCCCCCCCACACACACACGCAUACACAUUCCCUCAAAUUGACAUUCAUGUCCAUUUAUGUUCUUCAUUGUAUGUAGACAACGAAACGUGUGACAACCGUGCAGCUUAAUUAAACGAGGUAAAACGGGGGCAGUAAAAGCGGAGUCUUGUGGGAUAUGAAGUUCUUCCAGCUGGCGUCUCUGCUGGGCUUCACAUGCUCGCGAAGUCGACAUGUGGAACUUUCCAACCUCAAGCUAGCGGUGUUUAGUCUCAACAGACAUCAUGUCUUUUUGUUUUAAUUUCGACCUCCCUGCACAAACACCAACAUCUGACGUCGUGGAUGAAAAUGAACGACAAACAGGAAAGAAAACCAAUGAUUCUCCUCGUACAGAAAAGAGUCCUAAACCAGUCGCACCAGUAAAAGAGGCCGAAGAACACUUUCCCCCGUCUGACCCAGAGUUCCUCCUUAUGGAUGCCAUUUUUGAAACGGUGACUGUUGAAACUCUUCCUCCUCUGCACUUCCUCAACGAAACCGUCUUUGAGAGGACGGCCUCGGAGCGAGAGGACCGAGAAAAAAUUCUCUCUCGCAGGGCGGAGCAGAGGUCUGAUCUCAUCUCGGGCGUGUAUGAGGGAGGCCUGAGGGUGUGGGAGUGCACCUAUGACCUUUUAGAGCUGAUUAGGAGGGAUGGAGAGACCUUCGGAGGGAAGGCGGUUCUGGACUUGGGCUGUGGAGCAGGGCUGCUGGGCAUAUUGGCUCUGAAGAGGGGAGCCAGGCAGGUUCACUUUCAAGAUUACAACAGUACAGUCAUCGAACAGCUCACAGUGCCAAAUGUAAUGCUAAACUGCCAAGAGGAUGAGGAGGAAGACAGCGAAGAUGACAAAAAAGGGGAGGGAGAGAGUCGACAGCACAGUUGUGAAACGUCAGGCAAGGAAGAGGAUGGCGACCCACCUUCAAAGAAAAGGGCUGCGGACCUGUCCCAGCACCCGUUACUGAGGAGGUGUCGCUUCUUCUCCGGCGACUGGAGCACGUUCCUUCCUUUGGUUCUAACAACAGAACCAGAGCCCAAGUUCGACGUCAUAUUCACCUCAGAGACCAUCUACAACACGGAGCACUACCACGCUCUGCACCAGAGCCUCCACCGGCUGCUGGCGCCGGACGGUCUGGUCUACCUGGCCACCAAAGCGCAUUACUUCGGUGUCGGCGGCGGUCUCCAUUUGUUUGAGGCGUUCGUCAAACAGAGGGGCGUCUUCUCUCUGGAUCGUGUGUGGGACGGUGAAGAAGGCCUGCAGAGACACGUAGUCGUCCUGCGUUUUAAAAAGGACGGACAGGGACUCGCAGGCUCCGUUAAAAUGGAUUAAUCUAUUUAACGGGAACGUGUGUAUGCUAGAAGGCUGUAUCAUGCUGGGUUCUAUUCUGUAUUAAGGUUGUCAUGGUAAAACUGAAAUAAAAAACAAUGUGUCAUGUUCUCUGUUUCAUCAUCUACAGCCUGUUUCACUUCCUAUACAGACAUUUGAAUAUGUCUGCUGGUAACUAAAGCGCUGCUGAAAGGGGCUGUUAACGCUCUUUAGAUACAUGGGGAGGAAAGAAAGGAAAUGGGC